AUGUUAAAUACUGGUGUUAACAGCUGUUUUAAAGUGAUAAGCGGUCUAACGGACCGCACCGUACCAUCAAUUUAUAAAAAAAUAAAAAUGGAUGAAGCUGGUUCAUCUAACAUUAGGAUAAAUGACCCGAACUUUCAGAACAUUAUAUCAGACAUAUUAUCCGAAAAUUGUUCAGAGGUAAGUGAUGAUGUUACUGAUAAUAUGUGUAUUGAUAGUAAUCAUAAUUCCGAAUCUGAACAAAAUUUAAGUGAAUCAGAUGAAAGUGAGACAGAGAGUAAUACUGAUAAUGACGAUGACAUUAGACCAUCGAAAUUCUUGUAUGACGAAGUUGAGCUAAGGUCAUUGUUUGGUUUGCUAUUUUACUCAGCUGUAUUUAAAUCAAAUCAUGAAAAUGCAAACACCUUAUUUGCAACUGACGGAACAGGACGUGAAAUUGUUCGCCUGGUCAUGAGUAAAAAACGGUUUUUAUUUUUAAUUUCAUGUUUACGUUUCGAUAAUUCUGAUACUAGAACUGAAAGAAAAGAAAACGAUCCACUCGCACCAAUUUCUGAAAUUUUUAAUGAAUUUAUUGAAAACUGUAAAUUGAAUUACUCUUUGAGUUCAUGUGUUACCGUGGAUGAGAUGUUAGUAAGUUUUCGUGGUAGAUGCAAAUUUAAAAUGUAUAUACCUAAUAAACCAGCUAAAUACGGGUUAAAAAUGAUGUGCUUAACUGAUUCGCGCAGUCAUUAUUUAUUUAACGCAUACAUUUACGCCGGACAAAAUACUGAUGGAAUUACCUUAGAUCAUACAGAAAGGAAGUUUUCUAAGCCUACACAAUCAGUUUUACGGUUGUCAAAACCAAUACAAGGGACCAACCCUUUUUUACCAAAAAAGAAAAGUACAGUUGGCCUUACUCAAUAUGGAUUUACAAAAGAUCUUACACUUUUAUCGUACGUACCAAAACCAAAUAAAGCAGUGUUAUUAAUCUCAUCGAUGCACAAUCAAAAAGGGUUUGACAAUGAUGUCCAAAAACCUGAAAUCAUUUCUUAUUAUAAUAGUACAAAAGGAGGCGUUGAUGCAUUGGACGAAAAAUGUUCUGUUUAUUCUACUGGACGUCGUACUCGUCGUUGGCCGUUAGCAAUUUUUUACAGACUUCUUGAUAUUUCUUCUGUUAAUUCGUAUGUCUUAUAUAAUUCUUUUAAAAAUAACGAAACAAUGACAAGAGCCGAUUAUUUGAAGAGUUUAGCGUUUGAACUUGUGAGUCCAGAAUUAGAAAGACGCUUUAAAAAUACAUGUAUCUCACGUGAAAUAAGGAGUGGAAUCGGAAGAGUUCUCGGUAAAUCAAAAAACUUAAAAGAUACGCCAGUGUACGAAGACAAACUGGAAUCACGAAAAACGUGUCGAAUAUGUCCUCCUAAGAAGAAAAGGAACACUAUUUAUCAAUGCAAACUCUGUGGGGAUCCCAUAUGUCUUGAGUGCAGCAGAAAAAUUUGUUCAAAUUGUUUCGGAAACUAA
Messenger RNA from Acyrthosiphon pisum (pea aphid), 1494 nucleotides. RefSeq lists its product as uncharacterized. The record is from RefSeq and is a predicted model, not a curated record. Lineage: Eukaryota; Metazoa; Arthropoda; Insecta; Hemiptera; Aphididae. The transcript has 4 exons. The coding region runs from base 1 to 1494 and encodes 497 amino acids.